AGCAGGCGAGGCUGCGGGAGGCGUGAGCUCGUGGGGAGAGGCGGCCAGGUCUCCAGAGCAGGGAAGAGGGAGAGAGGAACCCGCGGAGCUCCUUCUGCUUUUCACCCCCCCGUUCUUGCCUGCGGAGGAACUGCCGCCCCAAGACAUGGAGGUGGACUACUCGACUAGUUCCAUCAUGCUUGCUGUGGCUGCAACUCUGCCACCUAUCCUGUAUUACCUCUAUAAAAAAUAUGGAACUCAGAAGAAGAAAGAUCCAGUUACCUUGCAGAAUCCAAGUGUCAAGUAUCCAUUGUGUUUGAUAGAGAAAGAGGAUAUCAGCCAUGAUACCAGGAGAUUUCGAUUUGCACUUCCGUCACCAAAACAUAUCUUGGGCUUGCCUAUAGGCCAACAUAUAUACCUCUCUGCCAAAGUUGAUGGUAACCUUGUGAUUCGGGCUUACACUCCAGUUUCUAGUGAUGAAGUGAAAGGCUAUGUUGAUUUAAUAAUAAAGGUUUACCACAAAAAUGUUCACCCCAAAUUUCCUGAAGGUGGAAAGAUGUCCCAGUACUUAGACAACAUGAAGAUUGGUAAUACCAUUGAUUUCAGAGGGCCUAAUGGGCUUCUGGUAUACAAAGGAUCAGGUAAAUUUGCUAUCAAAUUGGAUAAAAAGUCUGAAGCGAGGAUAAAGUCUGUUAAGCACCUCGGGAUGAUUGCUGGGGGAACAGGAAUUACUCCAAUGCUUCAGCUGAUCCGCCACAUCACAAGGGACCCUACCGAUAAAACAAAAUGUUAUCUCCUUUUUGCUAAUCAGACAGAACAAGACAUAUUACUGAGACCAGAGCUUGAAGAUGUAGCUGCAAACCAUGCAGACCAGUUUAAAUUGUGGUAUACUUUGGACAGACCGCCUCAAGGAUGGAAGUAUAGUUCUGGCUUUGUUACUGCAGACAUGAUAAAGGACCAUCUUCCUCCCCCUUGCGGAGACACGUUGAUUCUUAUGUGUGGACCUCCACCCAUGAUUCAGUUUGCCUGUCAGCCCAACCUUGAGUUUCUGGGAUAUUCAAAAGAAAGCGUAUUUGCUUACUGAACUUGAAGUUAAUUCAUUUAGCAAAUGUCAUAGAUACUACGAUUAUGCAAAACAUUUGAGGGUACACUUUACAAAGUGGGUUGAUGUAAGCCAAGUGUUCCUCCUUGAAGCAUUAAAACAACCAGGGUCACUACAGCUAACUUGAAGAAUUUUCCCAAAUGUGCGCAUGUGUUUUGUGCACGUACAACUGCUUUGAUUGGCUGGCAGUCCCAGAGAAAGCGUUGUCUGUGCAAGAACACACAUGCCAGAGAUGGCUGGGGAAACACUUGAGAGGAACUGUGCUGAGGACACUUUUCUCACACUAAUGCAUUUGGCAAAGUACCCCUUUCUAAUGCUUGGCACAGCCUUAAUAAAAUGUUAUGAACCUUUUUGCUUAAAUAAAAUGUUGAUACAUUU
This is a messenger RNA of Python bivittatus (Burmese python), 1459 nucleotides long. It is a transcript of the gene CYB5R2, whose product is annotated as cytochrome b5 reductase 2. The record is from RefSeq and is a predicted model, not a curated record. NCBI's taxonomy places the organism in Eukaryota, Metazoa, Chordata, Lepidosauria, Squamata, Pythonidae. Gene Ontology annotation, molecular function: FAD binding; oxidoreductase activity. Gene Ontology annotation, cellular component: mitochondrion.